Molecule: messenger RNA, 943 nt
Organism: Andrographis paniculata
Lineage: Eukaryota; Viridiplantae; Streptophyta; Magnoliopsida; Lamiales; Acanthaceae
Product: LOB domain-containing protein 19
Exons: 2
Coding region: 125-790 (221 amino acids)
Biological process (GO): positive regulation of DNA-templated transcription; hormone-mediated signaling pathway
Cellular component (GO): nucleus
Source: RefSeq, a predicted model, not a curated record
CACUCCACUUUUGCUUUUUGCCCAAACACCAAACAACCACAAAUUAAUUAAAAAAUAUAUUAAUUAAGAAGAAGAAAGGCUGCUGCAGCAAGUUUCUUUUGCCGUUACAAUUCAGACAGUACGGAUGAUGAGCAGCAACGGCGGCGGCGGUGGCGGUGGCGGUGGGCAGAGUAGCGGGCCGUGCGGCGCCUGCAAGUUUCUGAGGAGGAAAUGCGUGAGAGGGUGCGUAUUCGCGCCGUAUUUCGACUCGGAGCACGGCGCGGCUCACUUCGCGGCCGUGCACCGGGUGUUCGGAGCCAGCAACGCGUCGAAGCUGCUCCUCCGGAUUCCGGCGCACCGCCGCCUUGACGCCGUGAUCACGCUCUGCUACGAGGCGCUGGCUAGGGUUAGGGAUCCCGUCUAUGGCUGCGUUGCCCAUGUGUUCUCGCUCCAGCAACGGGUUGUGAAUCUCCAGGCGGAACUGGCGUGCGUCCAGGCGCGUAUAUCCACGCUCCAGCGGUCGCCUACUUUCCCGUCGUCUCAGCCGCCGCCGCCGGCGAUGUCUCCUCCCGACAACUUCCGACCUAAUUCCUCCGAUCAUCAUCAAUUCGGUGCUGUCCGAGGCGCCGCCAUCUUCGAUCGUGCAGCCCUAGCCCCGUCCGAGGAAACAUCUCCAGAAAUGGCGAGCUUCUGCAACUCUGCGGACCAGGAUCUGGAUGAUGCUGCUGCUACUGAUCUCCAGGCACAGCUGGCCCGGGACUACGUGUCCAGGUACUUUCCUGGAGUCAGAUUCAGGCCCUCAACUCCAUGAUCGGAACCUCCUCCUUGUUAAUUUUCCUAUGUCGACGAAAUUGAAGAACUUGUGCCAGACUGUGUACCUCAGUUUCCCUAUUCCCCUCUCUUCUAAAUGCUGAACUUUCCAGAACAAUCAUAUAUAUAUAUAUGUGAUUUUGUUUUAAGCCCA